UGAAGAGUUAAUAGGAAGAUGGCAGAAGUCGCUCCAGCUCCCGCCGCCGCUCCGGCCAAGGCAGCCAAGAAGAAAGCGGCACCUAAGCCGAAGAAAUCGGGCCCCAGUGUCGGGGAGUUGAUUGUGAAGGCUGUGUCCGCCUCCAAAGAAAGAAACGGCGUGUCUCUUGUCGCUCUGAAGAAGUCUCUGGCAGCCGGUGGCUACGACGUGGAGAAGAACAACUCCCGCGUAAAGCUAGCAAUUAAGGCUCUGGUGACCAAAGGGACUCUGCUUCAGACCAAGGGAACUGGCGCCGCUGGCUCCUUCAAGCUGAACAAGAAGGAAAGCGAAACCGUCAAGAAGCCCGCGAAGAAAGCCGCUCCUAAAGUCAAGAAACCAGCAGCAAAGAAACCCGCGGCGGCGAAGAAGCCUAAGAAGGCGGCGUCCUCAGCACCCAAGAAGCCGGCAGCACCCAAGAAGCCGACAGCCGCCAAAAAGUCUCCCAAGAAGGCAAAGAAGCCGGCGGUAGCCAAGAAAGCGACCAAGAGUCCCAAGAAGGCGAAAAAGCCGGCGGCAGCAAAGAAGGCCACCAAGAGCCCGAAGAAAGUAAAGGCAGCCAAGCCUAAAGUCGCUAAACCCAAGGCUACCAAAGCCAAAAAAGCCGCUCCCAAGAAGAAGUGAAGGGACAGCUGCUGAUUUCCAAACCUUGGAGAACAAAAAGGCUCUUUUAAGAGCCACCCACUGAUCUCAGAAGUAGAGCUUUAUCUGGAUUUAUUUAUAUUUUAUCAUUUUCAAAUGUGUAUCGUAGUCGGGUAAAUAUGACACAACAGUUAUUUGUUCCCAUUAAAGCUGCAGUGUGUUCACAUUAGCAUGCAUACACGAAGUCAUAAUAUGAUGAGAUGCGAGAUACAAUGAUCCUGGUUUCCCAUGUUUCCCCUCGUUUGGUCUCGAUUCUCGUAUCACUGAGUAAACCUUCGCCAGGUGACCUCAGGCGUGUGGGUGCCUCGUGCUGUUCAAGUAAAUCCGAAAUGUAUUUACGUCCGAGGGAAUCCCAAAGCAGUAUUUCAAAAUCAAUCAUAUACUGCACUUUCUUGUUGUUAGUGAGGAAUCUGGCGGCAUUCCGGAGGAACUGCGGCUGUCUGAUAAUUUUUUGCCACGAAUAAGUGUUAUUCUAAAAGCUAUUGUGUGUUGUUUAGGCAAAAAAUCUUUAAUUCUUGCUUUGUUUGUAAGGUGGUAGUGCGCUGAUUUUGUAAUUGACCUCAUGCAGCUGUC
Molecule: messenger RNA, 1251 nt
Organism: Brienomyrus brachyistius
Lineage: Eukaryota; Metazoa; Chordata; Actinopteri; Osteoglossiformes; Mormyridae
Product: histone H1-like
Exons: 1
Coding region: 19-660 (213 amino acids)
Biological process (GO): nucleosome assembly
Cellular component (GO): nucleosome
Molecular function (GO): DNA binding; structural constituent of chromatin
Source: RefSeq, a predicted model, not a curated record